This is a messenger RNA of Sinocyclocheilus anshuiensis, 382 nucleotides long. RefSeq names its product neurogranin (protein kinase C substrate, RC3) a (gene nrgna). Bases 94 to 276 code for a protein of 60 amino acids. Lineage: Eukaryota; Metazoa; Chordata; Actinopteri; Cypriniformes; Cyprinidae. The record is from RefSeq and is a predicted model, not a curated record. The transcript is spliced from 3 exons. Gene Ontology annotation, molecular function: calmodulin binding.
GAGAGAGGCACCAUCUUUACCAAUAUAUUCUUCAAUCAUAGUUUUACUGGACAACAAAUCUCAAACUUCACAAACCUGUCAUCUCAAAUCGCUAUGGACUGUCGAAACGAAGGAUGCACCCAGCCACAAGAUGAGGACAUCAUGGACAUUCCCCUUGAUGACCCAGCUGCAAACAAGGCUGCUGCUAAGAUUCAAGCUGGUUUUCGAGGUCACAUGACCAGGAAGAAAAUGAAGGAUGACAAGCCUAGAGACGAGAAACAACGAGAGCAGAAGUAGCUAAGAGGACCACCAUCACCACUGCCCGAUAGCACAUCACUGCAAUAACCAGAGCUCUUUUGUUUAAAAAGAACCCUUCAGUGUAUGAUAUGAAAUCAUCAACAUC